Lathyrus sativus (Indian pea) is the source of this 696-nucleotide messenger RNA. Lineage: Eukaryota; Viridiplantae; Streptophyta; Magnoliopsida; Fabales; Fabaceae. The record is from the annotation of a GenBank genome assembly.
AUGGCACUAUCCCAAACUUGUUCUCCAUUUCCAAUGGCAACACUUUCUUCCUUCACUGCCUCCUCCAAAACCCUAACCCUAACCCUACCUAAUCACGCUAAAACCUCAUCUCUCAAUUUCAACAAUCUCUCCAUCUGUACCAAAAUCCAUACCCGAAACCCUAUCCGGAUUCGCGCGGCGGCGAAUGAAGGUUACUCUUCCAAGAGAAGCGGAAGCAAUGACGACAAGGAGACGAUUUUGCUUCCCGGUUGCGACUACAACCACUGGCUCAUUGUGAUGGAGUUUCCUAAAGACCCUAAACCCUCUCGUGAAGAAAUGAUUGAUACUUACCUUCAGACUCUUUCCACUGUCGUGGGAAGCAUGGAAGAAGCAAAGAAAAACAUGUAUGCCUUUAGCACCACAACUUACACUGGAUUUCAAUGCACUGUUGAUGAAGAAACCUCUGAGAAAUUCAAGGGUUUGCCUGGUGUUCUCUGGGUCCUUCCAGACUCAUACAUAGAUGUUAAAAAUAAAGACUAUGGAGGUGACAAGUACAUAAAUGGGGAAAUCAUUCCUUGCACGUACCCUACGUAUCAACCAAAACGUAGUGGUGGAUCAAAGAAUGAGAGUAGAAGGUUUGAGAGACGGAGGGAUGGCCCUUUAUCACGUCAAAAGCCAAGACUAGAGGCAACCGCCUCAGAUUCAUCCUCUGAAUGA